Salvelinus namaycush (lake trout) is the source of this 1488-nucleotide messenger RNA. RefSeq names its product fibronectin type III and SPRY domain-containing protein 1. The record is from RefSeq and is a predicted model, not a curated record. Lineage: Eukaryota; Metazoa; Chordata; Actinopteri; Salmoniformes; Salmonidae. The transcript has 12 exons. Bases 1 to 1488 code for a protein of 495 amino acids. Gene Ontology annotation, molecular function: protein binding.
AUGGGAGAUCAGAAGGAAUCACUGCGUAAGAUCACCACUACCCUGGCCCUGAAGAAUGAUGAGAUCACAAACUUCAUCUGCUGUCUGAAACAGAGCCUGGAGAACCUGGAGGGGAACUCCAGCCAUGUCCAGGAGGACCUGGAGACAGAGUUCAGCUCCCUCCACUCAGUACUGGAUGAGCUGAAAGACAGUAUGGUCACCAGGAUCAAACAGGAGAGGGCCAGCCGCACCUAUGAGCUACAGAGUCAGCUGAGUGCGUGCUCCAAAGCCCUGGAGAGCUCUGAGGAGCUUUUGGAGAUAGCCAAUCAGACUCUCUGCUCCUCGGAAGCAGACGACUUCACUCAGGCGGCCAAAGACAUUAAGGAUAGUGUGACAAUGGCCCCUGCCUUCCGUUUGUCGCUGAAAGCCAAAGCCAGUGACAGCAUGAGUCACAUGAUGGUGGACUUCACCCAAGAGCGCGAGAUGCUGCAGGCAAUCAAGUUCCUCCCAGUACCUGCCACCCCAGAGAUUCUGGUGUCAGAGUGCCAGGUCUGUGACAACACGGUGACAGUACAGUGGGCUCUGCCGGAGCCUGACACCAAGAUAGAUCACUAUGACCUGGAGCAUCGCCGCACCAACUACGAGGGGCCGCCCCGCGCCCGGGAGGACUACCCCUGGAUGGUGGUGGAGGGCAUUCGAGAGACAGAGUACACCCUUACAGGGCUUCGCUUUGACACACGUUACAUGACGUUCCGUGUGAAGGCGUGUAACAAGGCUGUGGCAGGAGAGUUCUCUGAGCUUGUAACACUGGAGACACAUGCGUUCCUGUUCAAGCUGGAUGCAGGCUCGUCCCAUCAAAACCUGAAAGUGGAGGACCUCAGUGUGGAGUGGGACAGCUGUGGGGGGAAGGUCGUCCAGGACAUCCGCAAGGACAAGAACAGAACCAACCAAUCUCCCAUGCACUCCCCAGCCAGGACGGCCAUGAAUUCACCGAAGAGAGUGCCGUCUGCUCGGGUCGGCAGAGACAGAUUCACGGCUGAGUCCUACACUGUACUGGGAGACACCUUUAUCGACGCAGGCCAGCAGUACUGGGAGGUGCGGUUCGAUAAGGAGAGCAAGGCGUUCGCUGUAGGCUUGGCCCUGCGGAACCUGGGCCGCUUUGACCAGCUGGGGAAGAGCAACUCCUCUUGGUGCAUCCACCUUAACAACUGGCUGCACCAGAGCCUCACAGCCAAGCACAACAACAAGGCCCGCACCCUGGACUGUCCCAUCCCGGACCGCAUAGGGGUCUACUGCAACUACGAGGAGGGUGCACUGUCCUUCUACAACGCCAGAACCAAGACGCUGAUGCACACCUUUAGAACCAAGUUCACUCAGCCUGUCAUACCAGCCUUCUCGGUGUGGAAUGGGAGUUUCUCGGUGCAGACGGGUCUGCAGGUGCCCAGUGUGGUGCAGAGUGGCCAGAGGAAGAACAGUGGUACCAGCAGCUCCAACGCCAGCCUCACCUAG